Messenger RNA from Populus euphratica (Euphrates poplar), 521 nucleotides. RefSeq lists its product as uncharacterized. Lineage: Eukaryota; Viridiplantae; Streptophyta; Magnoliopsida; Malpighiales; Salicaceae. The record is from RefSeq and is a predicted model, not a curated record. The coding region runs from base 39 to 383 and encodes 114 amino acids. The transcript has 3 exons.
CUAGCUAUAACUACUGCCACGGCCCUUUCUCCUAUUUCAUGCAGUCAAACAAGGAGUUCGAAAAAAAACUGAAAGCUCUAGUCUCCAGUGGUGAUUAUACUUUAGCAAUGGCUAUUUUGAAGCUUUUGAUCGCUUCACUUGUCGUAUCUCUUCUUGUGCUCCAGAAGGUGAACGCAAGCCAAGACGCAAGCACUAUUCCUGGGAAAAACAUGGAUUGUGGCGGCGCUUCCGGGACAUGCAGUAAAGGAUGCAAAUGUGACCAUAAAGGCACUUCCGGCGACCUCAAGGAUGCAGUAAAGGGUGCGAAUGUGACCAUGAAGGAUACUUGCCCUUGCUGUGGCGCCACCAUGAAUACUCCUGGUGGCAGACGCAUGAAUCCUUGAGACUAGCUUUGGUCUACUUGUAAAAUGCACGUACUGAUUCUCCACAUAUAUCAAGAAUAAUCGCUGGAGUUUGAAUAAUCUAUCUAUGAAGUUGUACUUCCGUUAAUACAUACGAUCGUGGGGUGUCGUUUUAUGUAA